GAGGAAUAAACUUAGAGAGGAGGGGCCCCGGAGGUGGGCUCUCGCAGUGAAACAGUGGGACACUGGGGCCACUGCUGGCAGGACUCGGGCCUCAGAGAGCGCUCUUGUCACUGGCCUUGUGAAGGAGUUAGUUUGACAGGGAUUAGGAAUUAACGCCAGGCACAGUUUUGGGAGGAAUCAGAGGGAGAAGUGAGAAGGUAAAAGGAAAAGGAGCUAGGAAUGCAUGUGGAAGAGGUCAGCAUCUUGUUCUGGGAAGGAUUGUUCACUUGAAGAGAGGGCCAGAUUAAAGUGCUAAAUACCUUAAGAAGCUUGAGAGACUUGAUUAGUGCUUUCGGUGAGAGGACAGUGCACUUUUCUAUAUUUCUUCGAAGACAACCUGCACACAGUCAAUCCUUUUGGUUACUUUUCUGUCCUGAGAAUAGGUACAACUCUUAUCCUGAGCCACAUGCAUGUGCCCAUAUUGAUAAGGUUAACACAGGAACAUGCUGGUUUUAAGGUCUCUUUCUUCUCUUGAGCCCCAGAAGAAAACAGAUGGACCAGUCCUCAUAGUGGAUGACCUCUCCUGCCUGACCAACAGAUGGGAGUGUACUGGGAUCUGACCAUCACUGGCCUCUGAGCAUAAUAAACCAGCUGAAUGAAGCAAGGUAACAGCCUCCUGGGAAGGACUUUGAAGUCUGCAGUGUGGGGGGGAGGGGCUUGGACACACCCCUUCCCCCAGACUCCUCCCCCUCAAGGUCCACUCAGCCAUGGACUUUGGACCUGGAUGAGAAAAGCUGCACAUUUUUUGGUGGAUCUGUCUUGGAUUCUCAGUUUUGGAAAUGGAAUGCUGGAUGGGGGUUUGAUGCUCUCCAGGGGAGCGACUGAGAGGAGAAAGGUGCAUGACUGCUUCCUAAUCCCAUAGGCCAGGGGAAGCAUCUCUAGAAUUGUGGUCAAGGCAACUCAGGGGCAGCCUCGAGCCCUCCCUUGCCUGCCCUCCCCGGUGGGGGCCAGAAUGCUGAAGAAGCAAUCUGCAGGGCUUGUGCUGUGGGGAGCUAUCCUCUUUGUAGCCUGGAAUGCCUUGCUGCUUCUCUUCUUCUGGACACGCCCAGCACCUGGCCGGCCACCUUUAGACAAUGCUCUCAAUGAUGACCCUGCCAGUCUCACCCGAGAGGUGAUCCGCCUAGCCCAGGAUGCCGAGGUGGAGUUGGAGCGUCAGCGGGGGCUGUUGCAGGAGAUCAGGGAGCACCAUGCUCUGUGGAGUCAGCGGUGGAGGGUCCCCACUGUAGCUCCUCCUGCCCAGCCUCAUGUGCCUGUGACCUCUUCUCCAGCUGUAAUUCCCAUCCUAGUCAUUGCCUGUGACCGCAGCACUGUCCGCCGCUGUUUGGACAAGCUGCUGCAUUAUCGGCCUUCAGCUGAGCACUUCCCCAUCAUUGUCAGCCAGGACUGUGGACACGAGGAAACGGCCCAGGUCAUUGCUUCCUAUGGCAGUGCAAUCACGCACAUACGGCAGCCUGACCUGAGCAAUAUUGCCGUGCAACCGGACCACCGCAAGUUCCAGGGCUACUACAAGAUCGCCAGGCACUAUCACUGGGCACUGGGCCAGAUCUUCCAUGAGUUCAAGUUCCCUGCGGCUGUGGUGGUGGAGGAUGAUCUAGAAGUGGCACCAGACUUCUUUGAGUAUUUCCAGGCCACUUACCCACUGCUAAGGAGUGACCCCUCUCUUUGGUGUGUGUCUGCCUGGAAUGACAAUGGCAAGGAACAGAUGGUGGACUUGAGUAAGCCAGAGCUUCUCUAUCGCACAGACUUUUUUCCUGGCCUGGGCUGGCUGCUCUUGGCUGAACUGUGGGCUGAACUGGAGCCCAAGUGGCCUAAGGCCUUCUGGGACGACUGGAUGCGCCGACCUGAGCAACGGAAGGGGCGGGCCUGUGUGCGCCCUGAAAUUUCAAGGACAAUGACCUUUGGCCGAAAGGGUGUGAGCCACGGGCAGUUCUUUGACCAGCAUCUCAAGUUCAUAAAGCUGAACCAGCAGUUUGUGCCCUUCACUCAGCUGGACUUGUCGUACCUUCAGCAGGAGGCCUAUGACCGUGAUUUCCUUGCCCGAGUCUAUGGUGCUCCUCAGCUACAGGUGGAAAAAGUGAGGACCAAUGAUCGAAAGGAGCUGGGAGAGGUGCGGGUGCAGUAUACAGCUAGGGACAGUUUCAAGGCCUUUGCCAAGGCCCUGGGUGUCAUGGAUGACCUCAAGUCAGGUGUUCCCAGGGCUGGCUACCGAGGCAUUGUCACCUUCCAUUUCCGGGGCCGACGUGUCCAUCUAGCGCCCCCACAGACCUGGGAUGGCUAUGAUCCUAGUUGGAAUUAGGAAAGCACCUGCCUUUCCCUCUGGGAUCUCUUCCUUGCCAUGUCAUGAGCUAAGAUGGGAUUACAGUCUCUGGACUGUAUAGUCCCGUCUGUGUUGCCCUGUUGGGUCCAUUUAUCUUUUUUUUUUUUUUGAGUAGCAUUCAAGUGCACAGAUGAUAAUAAAGUGAGGCUUAUUCUCCCGUUCUCAAGGGAGUCAGAGAAGAACAGCCAUUCUGAGGUGUGCUGGGAGAUAUUAUGCAAGAAACCACUGUGUGGUAGGAGGAGACUUGGCCUUACUGGGGCCAAGGAUGUCCAUAUCCUGAGGUUUUCCUAUGGUCUGCAGAGAAGUUGGCAACUUGAGCUUUCUUAACUAAGCCUCUUUGAUUUGGUUCUUCCAGCCAGGGCACGAGUCUCCUCCUAUGUCUUUCCUCCUUUACCACCUUCCCCCAGUAUGAGACUGUGUUAUGGGAGAAGAGAAUGUAUUUGUGGCCAAAACAAGGCUAACAAGAGGGGUUUAAUUGCAGGGACAAGGUAGAGUUGAUAGGUUGUCAGGGUUUACUGUCUGCUGCCCUUCUGUCCUUAUCACUGAUCUCGUCUCAGCUCUUCUUUCUCUGCAGCCUAGCACUUCGUAGUUGAAGUUGAAAAGUGGAGGAAGAAAA
Fukomys damarensis (Damara mole-rat) is the source of this 2972-nucleotide messenger RNA. RefSeq names its product alpha-1,3-mannosyl-glycoprotein 2-beta-N-acetylglucosaminyltransferase (gene Mgat1). The record is from RefSeq and is a predicted model, not a curated record. The coding region runs from base 992 to 2335 and encodes 447 amino acids. Gene Ontology annotation, biological process: protein N-linked glycosylation. The transcript has 4 exons. NCBI's taxonomy places the organism in Eukaryota, Metazoa, Chordata, Mammalia, Rodentia, Bathyergidae. Gene Ontology annotation, molecular function: alpha-1,3-mannosylglycoprotein 2-beta-N-acetylglucosaminyltransferase activity. Gene Ontology annotation, cellular component: Golgi apparatus.